GUGCCCAAUGCCCGGUCCGAAAGGAAAAAUAUUUGGUGGUCCAAGUUUUCGGCCUUUAGUAAAAGUCGUUUCGUGAAAAGAAAAAACAAAGUCUGCCUGGGUCCCACUUUUCACUAAAAAAUUAAAAAAAAAAACGUAAGACUAAACCAACACUGUGGUCUUGCCUGGCUUUCCCACCAUAAUAAAGCAAGAUCUCUCCCUCUGUCUUGCUUGAAUUGAAUGACACGUUCGUAGGCUGAAAUUUUUCCUCUGCUUUCUCGGCAUAAAAUCUGGUGAUUUUAUAUUAUUUUUCCCUGAAAGCUUCGAUAUUCAGCUGUUUUUGCUCAACUAGUGAAAAUGUUUCUUCGGAGAAGGCAUACACAGAAGGAUGAUUCCGAGCAACGAGAUGAAAAGGUCAGUGAACUCAGGGCUGCCAUAGGACCCCUGUCUGGGCGCAGUUCAAAGUACUGCACAAAUGCAUGUCUGAGGAGAUAUUUGGAAGCUCGGAAUUGGAAUGUUGACAAGGCAAAGAAAAUGUUGGAAGAGACAUUAAAGUGGAGAUCAACUUAUAAGCCUGAAGAAAUCCGCUGGCACGAAGUGGCGCAUGAAGGUGAGACUGGAAAAGUUUCCAGGGCAAGUUUUCAUGACCGUCAAGGAAGGACUGUUCUAAUAAUGAGGCCUGGAAUGCAGAACACAACAUCAGCUGAAAAUAAUAUCCGCCAUAUGGUCUAUCUCUUAGAAAAUGCUAUCAUGAAUCUCUCUGAGGGCCAGGAACAAAUGUCGUGGUUGAUAGACUUCACUGGAUUUUCAUUGAACACCAAUAUUUCUGUCCGAACAGCCCGCGAUAUCAUUUACAUUCUACAGAGCCACUAUCCAGAGAGGCUGGCAAUUGCUUUCUUGUAUAAUCCACCAAGGAUUUUUGAAGCAUUCUAUAAGGCGGUCAGGUAUUUUCUGGAUCCAAAAACAUCUCAGAAGGUGAAGUUUGUUUACCCUAAAAAUAAAGAUAGUGUGGAGCUCAUGAAAUCAUACUUUGAUGUUGAGAACCUCCCCAGUGAAUUUGGGGGAAACGCGACGCUGAAGUAUGAUCAUGAGGAGUUCUCGCGAUUGAUGGCUCAGGAUGAUGUAAAAACUGCUAAAUUCUGGGGAAUUGUUGAGAAGCCCUACCACAUUGCCAAUGGCCAUUCCGCAAUUGAAGUGGCACCAGAGCCAACGCCCAUUGCACAGGGAGCAAACUGAGAGCUUGCCUAUUGUCCUGAAUGGUCUGUCAGAAAUCAAGUGAUUCAAUCCACAGAUUUAUCAUCAAAUUUAAAUCAACUAAUGGGAGCUGCAGAUCAACAUCCACUACCUUGCUUAGGUGAUGAAUAAACUUCAUUUCUUGUUCUCACUGCUAACCAUUAAGAACAAAAAGAAAAAAAACCAUGUUUUGUACUUCAAUGCUACUUUAGUUUUUCUUUUCUUUAAGAUUGUCUUUAGAGGAUAGGGCUAUAUUGUGCGUGUAACAUAAAUAUAUAUAUCAUGAGUAAAGUUCAUGUCCUCGUUUGGCUAA
Molecule: messenger RNA, 1525 nt
Organism: Durio zibethinus
Lineage: Eukaryota; Viridiplantae; Streptophyta; Magnoliopsida; Malvales; Malvaceae
Molecular function (GO): phosphatidylinositol transfer activity
Source: RefSeq, a predicted model, not a curated record